AUGGUUGAUAACACUUGCCGUAUCUUCCUUACGGCCAUUGUAUUGGUGAUUGUUUUCUUUGUGAGAAAAUUGCUCUCGAAGCGACACCAGAAGUCUGGAGUGCUGAUCCCAGACCAGUUUCAGGAAUUCCCAUUGAUUCUCAAGACUACUUUAAGUCAUAAUACAGCAUUGUAUCGGUUUGGUUUGCCUGGUGCCAAUGAUGUUCUCGGUUUACCCAUUGGUCAGCACAUUUCUAUCAGGGCGGUGAUCAAUGGACAGGAAAUUCUGCGCUCGUACACGCCUACUUCCCUCGAUACUGACGCCAAGGGAUACUUCGAGCUGUUGGUGAAAACUUACGAGAAAGGUAACAUCUCGAAGGUUAUCGGUGAUCUGAAAAUUGGUGAUAAGAUCCAGGUCCGUGGACCAAAGGGAUUUUACGGAUACAUGCCAAACAUGUAUUCGCACAUUGGAAUGGUGGCUGGUGGUACAGGUAUCUCGCCUAUGUACCAGAUCAUCAAGGCGAUUGCUACGAAUCCCGCAGACAGAACAAAAAUCUCACUUAUUUACGGGAAUGUGACCGAGGAAGAUAUUCUUUUGAAGGCAGAACUAGAUGCCAUUGUUGAGUCCAACCCAGAGCAAUUCAAGAUUCGCUACCUCCUAGACAAACCCCCAGCAGAGGAAUGGUCAGGCGGGGUUGGAUACGUCACGGAAGCUGUCAUGAAAGAAUAUUUGCCCAGCGCGGAGGAGCAAGGUGUCCAGCUCUUAUUGUGUGGACCUCGUCCAAUGGUAUCAUCUGUGAAAAAGGCAGCCGUUGAAUUGGGCUUCGAGAAAGCCAAACCAGUCUCCAAGAUGGGCGAUCAAGUCUUCGUCUUUUAA
Messenger RNA from Torulaspora globosa, 855 nucleotides. It is a transcript of the gene CBR1, whose product is annotated as cytochrome-b5 reductase. NCBI's taxonomy places the organism in Eukaryota, Fungi, Ascomycota, Saccharomycetes, Saccharomycetales, Saccharomycetaceae. Gene Ontology annotation, molecular function: oxidoreductase activity. The record is from RefSeq and is a predicted model, not a curated record. Bases 1 to 855 code for a protein of 284 amino acids. The transcript has a single exon. Gene Ontology annotation, cellular component: endoplasmic reticulum; plasma membrane.